This is a messenger RNA of Orcinus orca (killer whale), 3495 nucleotides long. It is a transcript of the gene SLC46A1, whose product is annotated as solute carrier family 46 member 1. Gene Ontology annotation, biological process: transmembrane transport. The record is from RefSeq and is a predicted model, not a curated record. The coding region runs from base 40 to 1419 and encodes 459 amino acids. NCBI's taxonomy places the organism in Eukaryota, Metazoa, Chordata, Mammalia, Artiodactyla, Delphinidae. Gene Ontology annotation, molecular function: transmembrane transporter activity. The transcript has 5 exons. Gene Ontology annotation, cellular component: plasma membrane.
GCGCAGAAAGCCGAGCUGUAAGCCUAGCGGCAGCUCAGCAUGGAGGGACGCGCGAAUUCCCGGGGCGAGUCCCGCGCCUGGCCCGCCGGGCCCGUGCUGUGCCGCGGCUGCGUGGAGCCUCUCAUCUUCCUUGCCAACUUCGCCUUGGUCCUGCAGGGCCCGGUCACCACGCAGUACCUGUGGCACCGCUUCAGUGCCGACCUUGGCUACAACGGCACUCGUGACAGGGGCAGCUGCACCAACCAUAGCGUGGACCCCACCGCGCAGAAAGUGGAGACGCUUACCUCCCACUGGACCCUCUACAUGAACAUGGGCGGCUUCCUGGUGGGACUCUUCUCGUCCACCCUGCUGGGUGCCUGGAGUGACUGUGUGGGCCGCCGCCCGCUGCUGGUGCUGGCCUCCCUCGGCCUGCUGCUCCAGACCGUGCUGUCCAUCUUUGUGGUACAGCUGCAGCUCCACGUUGGCUACUUCGUGCUGGGCCGCAUCCUUUGUGCCCUCCUCGGCGAUUUCAGCGGCCUCCUGGCUGCUGGCUUUGCCUCCGUGGCAGAUGUCAGCUCCAGCCGCACCCGUUCCAUCCGAAUGGCCCUGCUGGAAGCGUGCAUCGGGGUGGCAGGGAUGCUGGCGAGUCUCAUUGGUGGCAACUGGCUCCAGGAGCAGGGUUAUGCCAACCCUUUCUGGUUGGCCUUGGCCGUGCUGAUUGCCAUGACUCUCUAUGCAGCAUUCUGCUUUGGUGAAACAGUGAAAGAGGCGACACCCGCCCGGCUCUUCACACUCCGUCACCACCGAUCCAUCGUCCAGCUCUAUGUGACCCAGGCCCCGGAGAAGUCCAGGAAGCACUUAGCCCUGUACUCGUUGACCAUCUUCGUGGUGAUCACUGUGCACCUUGGGGCCCAGGACAUCCUGACCCUCUAUGAGCUGAGCACACCCCUCUGCUGGGACUCUAGGCUGAUUGGCUACGGUUCUGCGGCUCAGCACCUCCCAUACCUCACCAGCCUGCUGGGCCUGCGGCUUCUGCAGUACUGCCUGGCCGACACCUGGGUGGCUGAGAUCGGUCUGGCCUUCAACAUCAUGGGGAUGGUGGUCUUUGCAUUUGCUACCAUUACACCCCUCAUGUUCACAGGGUACGGGCUCCUCUUCCUGUCGUUGGUCGUCACGCCUGUCAUCCGGGCCAAACUCUCCAGGCUGGUGAGAGAGUCAGAGCAGGGUGCUCUCUUUUCUGCUGUGGCCUGUGUGAAUGGCUUGGCCAUGCUGACAGCCUCCGGCAUCUUCAACUCGCUCUACCCAGCCACCCUGAACUUCAUGAAGGGCUUCCCUUUCCUCCUGGGAGCUGGCCUCCUCUUCAUCCCGGCCGUCCUGAUUGGGAUACUGGAAAGGGCUAAUCAUUGCCCUGAAUUCCAGCAGUUUUCCCAGAGCCCCUGAUCUGCCUGGACCAGAGGGCAGGGGGCGAGAGGAGCAACGUGAACGCCAACCAGCUGGAAGUACACGCCUCUGGGUCCCAGUCCUCAGCAGCAGCGGCAGCUCCCCUCAAAGGGCAGUGUUCACCUUGGACCAGGUGGUCAAGCUAGACCAAGGCCCCCACCUCAUCCACGCCGUGCCUGCCUGUGAUUCUAGGAUCUGGAAUUGUAACCCAGACAGUCCCACUCAGGGCGGGCGGUGUGGGAGCCAUUUGGAACAGGCAUCUGUUAACCCUUUAGUCCAUCAAUCACAUAGAACCCUCCAGGGGAGAGGAGAGGUCCUGAUGGAGGGACCAGUUGAAGCAUGAGGGCAGCACCUCUGCUUCCAACCCAAACUGUGCAGCCCACCGUGCUCAGUUCACGGCCAAGCAGCUACCAGUCACUCCUUAGUGAUGAAUACGGUACCACUGGUCAGUGCCAGCUCUGGGGGAAGGGAGGGUUGUGGGAGGGACUUGGUACCACCUGGAGGGAGAGUGCUGCUAUCUCUGCGUGGGGAUCAAUCCCCUGGGCUUAGCAGUGCCAAUCAUAAUAAGAAGUCUGUAUAAUCACCCUGGAAUGAAACUUCCGGCCCCCAAGGCAUUGGGCUGUGGGGCCUUCUGUUUUCCUGUUCCUAGUUUGCCCACUGUAGGUCAGAUAGCAGUGGCUGCUGGAAGGGACAGGGGCCCCUGAGUUGCCAUGGGAUUGGUACUGGGCGUGGCCAGCUCAGUCCUCAUCGGACUGCCCAUUCUCUUCUCCGGAGCUGCUGGGAGGCGAAGGGCUGCCACGCUUGCAUCGGGUCAGCAGAGAAGCUCCGGGCAGAGCCCUGGCCGCUCAUUCCUCAGGGUCAGAGACCUACUCCCUGAAGACACCUUGCUGUGGUCUUCCUGGCUACACCAAACCAAGCAGAAUCAGUUUUUGUUACCACUCAGCCCUCUAACACCUCCCAUUGCUGGGCAUUUCAGCAGGGCCAUGUGCUGACACCAUCCCUCGAGCAUCUGUAGCUCAACAGGAACCUGGAGAUGGGCCCGACUCCCCAGAGAAUGAGGGGCCCAUUUCUAGGGCGUUAGGAAAGCCUGGACCUGAAGUUGAAAGGCAGAAUGGGAUUUGGUAUUAAGGCACUGGCUUUGAUGAGGGCCAUAAGCCCCCAAACAAAUCAGAUGACACUUGACUCUUCAAAACAGAAUUGGCCACAGGGCAUGGCCCCCCUGCUGGUAUUUCUACCCUCAUUCUCUCUCACCUGCCCUGCUAGCCAGUUUUCUGGCUAGAAAUCUCGCAGGUAAAACGUGGCCCAGGGCAAACUAGGGUCAGCUGUGGUCCUCUGUAGCCUGGGCCUGUUUCCAGAUUACCAUCUCACUGUCCCCUGUCGUUGGGAGAUCACGCAAGGAGAGGCCCCCUCCACUGACUGUCCCAGCAAUGAGGGUGGUAGGAAAAAGGCUCUGGGCUGGCCUCAGGCCCAGGCUCUACUCCGGGCAUUGCCUCUGGUUCGUGUGUGGCCUUGAGCAAGGCCCUCUAUGAAGGGUUAGAUCAGCAAUGCCUCUAAUUGUUUGAUCAUGGUUGGACAAGUUAGGAAACACUAGAUUAAAUACUGUUUUAAGAUCCUUCCUGUCUCAUACAUUCUAGAAUGGAAUGAAUGCCUCUAUUCGUGGACCUAGGGGAAGGAUAAAUGAGUUGGAGCUGGACUUUUGACUUUUGAGUGUUUCUUGGUCAGUCAUGAGCAAUUCUUGGUCUUGGAGAGGGGUGGGGUGAGGCUGACUCAGCCCCGACCUGGGAGCAGCAGCUACAGCCCAGCCAAGCAGAAAACCCUGACCCCGCAGACCAGGCUGCGAUGCCAGAGCCGGCUGGGGGGCGGGGGGUGAAAGGCUGUCUCUCAGCCCUUUGUCUCAGGACCGGCCCUGUGAGACCACGCCCAGGUGGAAGGUGCGGGCCAGGGUGCCUGCCCUGGCUGCGAUCUGGGCAGUGUUUGUUACGGCCGGGGAGGCUGGCCCCUGAACACACUGGCCUGGCCAGGGGAGGCUCGUCACUUCAGCUGCUCCGGUGGGGCCCGGAGGCUGGGCUGUGAUUC